AUGAAGGCUUCCCUCCGUGUGUUUGUCUAUCUACUUGGGGUGGUUGUCCUGUGUGACUCUUCCUGCUUCUUCGAGCAGUUAGAGAUCAAAGAUCUGAACAACCCUCCAAAAGGGUGUACGGAUAGAGAUGGAAAGCAGCAUGAUUUUGGCUCUGAAUGGACGAGAGACUGCGUGGAGUGCUCUUGUACGAAGGACGGAUUGAGCUGCUGCACCAUGCUCCCUGAUGCAGACACCGUAGACAUUCCUGAGGAGUGUGAGCUGGUUGUGAAUAAGGAGGCUUGUUCUGCCAAAGUAGUGCAGAAGUCAGACAACACAAAAGAGUGCAACCCUUUGUAG
Molecule: messenger RNA, 336 nt
Organism: Scomber scombrus (Atlantic mackerel)
Lineage: Eukaryota; Metazoa; Chordata; Actinopteri; Scombriformes; Scombridae
Gene: msmb
Product: beta-microseminoprotein
Exons: 4
Coding region: 1-336 (111 amino acids)
Source: RefSeq, a predicted model, not a curated record